Candidozyma haemuli is the source of this 993-nucleotide messenger RNA. RefSeq names its product thiamine thiazole synthase (gene THI4). Gene Ontology annotation, biological process: thiamine biosynthetic process. The transcript has a single exon. Bases 1 to 993 code for a protein of 330 amino acids. NCBI's taxonomy places the organism in Eukaryota, Fungi, Ascomycota, Pichiomycetes, Serinales, Metschnikowiaceae. The record is from RefSeq and is a predicted model, not a curated record.
AUGUCUCCUCCAACUAUGGUCCAAAAGCCUGUCGGCUCUGUCGGCAACCUCAAAUCCCCAGUGGUUCGCCUCGACUCCGGUGCUAACGAUGCUCAGGUUAGCUUCGCUGACUGGGAGAAGUUCAACUUCGCCCCAAUCAGAGAGUCUACCGUCUCCAGAGCUAUGACCAAGAGAUACUUCAACGACUUGGACAAGUACACUGAGUCUGAUGUUAUCAUUGUCGGUGCUGGUUCCGCCGGUUUGUCUGCUGCCUACGUCUUGGCCAAGAACAGACCAAACUUGAAGAUUGCCAUCAUUGAGGCCUCUGUUUCUCCAGGUGGUGGCUGCUGGUUGGGUGGUCAAUUGUUCUCUGCUAUGGUCAUGAGAAAGCCAGCCCACUUGUUCUUGGAUGAGCUUGAGAUUGCCUACGAGGACGAGGGUGACUACGUUGUCGUCAAGCACGCCGCUUUGUUCAUGUCUACCUUGAUGUCCAAGGUCUUGCAGUUCCCUAACGUCAAGUUGUUCAACGCUACCGCUGUUGAGGACUUGAUCACUCGUCGUGACGAAUCUUCCGGUGAGUUGAGAAUCGCCGGUGUUGUGACCAACUGGACUUUGGUCACCUUGAACCACGACACCCAGUCUUGUAUGGACCCUAACACCCUUAACGCUAACGUUGUUCUUUCUACUACUGGUCAUGACGGUCCAUUCGGUGCUUUCUGCGCUAAGAGAUUGGAGACCUUGAGACCAAAGAGCGCCAACGAGCCAUUCGAGUUGGGUGGCAUGAGAGGUCUUGACAUGAACAAGGCCGAGGACGCCAUUGUCAAGGGUACCAGAGAGGUCGCUCCAGGUUUGGUUAUUGCCGGUAUGGAGUUGGCUGAGGUUGACGGUUCCAACAGAAUGGGUCCAACCUUCGGUGCCAUGGCUCUUUCUGGUGUCAAGGCUGCUGAGUCUGUGUUGAACGUUUUUGACGUCCGCAAGAAGCAGAACGAGGCUACCUACGGUGGCUUGAACUAA